This is a messenger RNA of Medicago truncatula (barrel medic), 1864 nucleotides long. RefSeq names its product probable mitochondrial saccharopine dehydrogenase-like oxidoreductase At5g39410. NCBI's taxonomy places the organism in Eukaryota, Viridiplantae, Streptophyta, Magnoliopsida, Fabales, Fabaceae. Gene Ontology annotation, biological process: glycolipid biosynthetic process. The coding region runs from base 195 to 1550 and encodes 451 amino acids. The record is from RefSeq and is a predicted model, not a curated record. Gene Ontology annotation, cellular component: mitochondrion; plasma membrane; lipid droplet. The transcript is spliced from 2 exons.
AGGAUAAGUUGAACAAAAAUACUUCUAAAUAAUAGACAUUGCGCUAGGACAAUCGCCCUUCGCGUAGUAUUUUCAUAUUAGACCCGACCACCUAAAUAGUAGAUAUUCUCAAUACCCAUCUGCACUCUUAAUUUUUAAUUGGUGAAUCAGAAUUAGAACCGUUUUGUUUAAAGCAAAAAAUUUGAACUAAAGUGAUGAUGGCAACAGCCGUAGGAACAACAUUCGACAUCAUAAUCUUAGGAGCAUCAGGUUUCACCGGAAAACAUGUUCUCAAAGAAUCUCUCAAGUUCCUCAACAACAACAACAAUCUUAACUCCAUAGCCAUAGCUGGUCGAAACGCAACAAAACUAACCCAAACCCUUCAAUGGGCAGCUCGACCCGACCCACCACCUUCAAUCCCCAUUCUCAUCGCCGACACAACCGACCCACUUUCCCUCCGUUCACUCUGCCUCAAAACCCGUCUCAUACUCAACUGCGUCGGUCCCUUUCGCCUUCACGGCGAGCCCGUCGUCGCCGCAUGUGUCCAAACGGGUUGUGAUUACUUGGAUAUAACGGGCGAGGCUGAGUUUAUGGAUCGAGUUGAAAUUCGGUAUCAUGAAACAAGUGUAAAGAAUGGUUCUUUGAUUGUUUCUGCUUGUGGGUUUGACUCUGUUCCUGCUGAGAUGGGUUUGUUGUUUCAUUUGAAGCAGUGGGUUGGUGGUUGUUUGCCGAAUAAGGUUGAGGGUUUUUUGAGUGUUGAGUCAGAGAAGAGGGUUGUUGGUAAUUUUGGUACUUUUGAAUCUGCCGUUUUAGCUGUUGCUGAUUUGAAGAAGAUGAGACAAAGAAGGGAUGCACAUGCAAUCAAAAGACCAAAGCCUGUGAUUCCAGGUCCCCUUCCUAAAGGAGAAAUAAUAGAACGCCAGAAGAAAAUUGGUCUUUGGGGAAUAACACUACCUUCAGCAGAUGCAACCGUUGUUGGAAAAACAUUUUCGGUUCUAACAGAAAACCCUGAAGGUCUCCCAGGAUUGAAUGAGAGUCCCAAGACUGUUGAGAAGAGGAAAGUCUUUUGGUCAUCUGUGAGGCCGGUACAUUUUGGUGUGAAGAUAGGCUCAAAAUCUCUGUUAGGAAUUUUCGCAUACAUCACUUUUGGAAUAAUCCUAGGUCUUUUUGGAAGUAUCAGUCUUGGAAGAUGGCUUCUUUUGAAAUAUCCUUCAAUUUUUAGCCUAGGUGGUUUUAGCAAGCAGGGUCCUUCUGAAGAAGAAGUGAAAAGUGCUUCAUUUAAGAUGUGGUUUGUUGGACAUGGUUUUAGCAGUGAGAGUCUUGCUGCAAAAGCAGACUCAAAACCUGACAUGGAAGUUAUAACAAGAAUAACCGGACCCGAAAUGGGUUAUGUAACCACGCCAAUAAUUCUAAUUCAGUGUGCUCUUAUACUUCUUAGCCAAAGAAAUAAUCUACCAAAGGGAGGAGUUUACACUCCAGGCAUUGUAUUUGGUUCAACCGAUCUUCAAGAAAGACUUCAACAAAAUGGAAUAUCUUUUGAUGUCAUCUCGAAAAGCAAGCUAUCUUCUUGACUUGUGCAGCUCAUUACUGGUUGGAAGAUAAUAAAAAUGAACUGGUGUCUUUUGAGAACACUGAUUUGUAAUCAAGCAAGGAGAGAUGCUAUUUUUUGUUUACGUUUUGUAAGGAAAUACUGUAGUUGUAACAUUAUUUGUUAUGCUUGAACUUGUAUCGGUUUAUAUGACAUCGCAGUGAGUGAUUUGUAACCAGCAGCAAGACUGUUACCAGUGGAAGUUAGCAGAGAAAUAACAGUAAUAUCUAAAUUGGUCGUUGAAAUUGUAGGAUCAUAUAUAUCUAUCCAAUCUCUCACAUUACUGAGAUUCCAAAA